AUGUCUUCCUUCCACCAGGAUGAAGCAGAGGCGCCCCACACACGGGGGAAAGCCCCUGUCAUGUCAUCUACCUUAAGAAUCACUUGCCAAAGCCCCUGUCAUGUCAUCGACCUUAAGAAUCACACACAUGAGGCGUGUCCAUGGGUGCUCAAGACUUUGGUCAUGUUUAGGGGGUCACUGAGGGUGUCACAUCAGGAGGAGGGGGAUUACUUCUCCACUCGAUGUUCCUCUGGGUUCUAUUUAGUCCCAGUCCUGACCCCAGUCUUCCACUUAGCCUUGGUUGUGGGCUUCCAAAAUGCCCAGGGCAGAGAUCUCUUUAAAAGAGUUUUGGGUUGA
Messenger RNA from Rangifer tarandus platyrhynchus (Svalbard reindeer), 336 nucleotides. The record is from the annotation of a GenBank genome assembly. Lineage: Eukaryota; Metazoa; Chordata; Mammalia; Artiodactyla; Cervidae.